This is a messenger RNA of Wallemia ichthyophaga EXF-994, 2070 nucleotides long. RefSeq names its product Protein MEI2-like 2. Gene Ontology annotation, molecular function: RNA binding. The transcript is spliced from 3 exons. The record is from RefSeq and is a predicted model, not a curated record. NCBI's taxonomy places the organism in Eukaryota, Fungi, Basidiomycota, Wallemiomycetes, Wallemiales, Wallemiaceae. The coding region runs from base 1 to 2070 and encodes 689 amino acids.
AUGCCAGCAGAUAGAUCCAAGCACGUACACCACCCGCUUCCGCAAAAUCCAGCUUCAUUCGACGGCGAUCCCGAGCAGCACAGCCAGCCUCAUGAACGCGUACAGCGUGUUAAGCCUUGUAGAACUCUCUUCGUCCGUAAUAUCGCCUACGAAGCAGAUUCAGCGCUUAUACGCACCCCUUUUGAAUCUUACGGCGAGCUCGCUAACUUCUUUGACCUGAUAAAGAGGCGCGGUAUGUGCUUCAUCACUUAUUUCGACGUCCGCGCCGCUGAGUCUGCUUUCAAUGCAAUGCAGGGCUCCCAUAUUGGUGGUCGCCCCCUAGACGUCCAUUACAGUCUCCCACAGGCUGACGAGACUUCACAGCCCUGUGACCGCGGUAAACACCAAGGCACGCUGUCUGUUUGGUUAGAGUCUUGCACUGAGCCAAUCAACGACUCGGCGCUGUCUGAUCUGUUUGAACAAUAUGGCCAAGUCAAAGAUAUCAGAGAUUAUGACGAUAGAAGUGAUAGCCGCUAUGUUGAAUUCUUCGACGAGAGGUCUGCCCUUGCUGCUUUUGAUAAUCUGAAUAUGAAACCUUGGCUCGAUGGCACGCUGAACCUCUACUUUGAAUGGGAUUGUCCAAUGGUCUCCGCCCCUAAGAAAUCUGGUGGUUAUGCUGAUAAAAUGGGUGCUGAGCAUUUGGUGAACAACCCUCCUAGGGAUUUCUCUGCGGCUGCGCUCAAUGAGUCUGCUAGCAAGUCUGCAGCUAAAAGAUCGAGACGCGGAGGUCAGCGUCGGUCGAAAAAUCGUCGCGGCGACAGUAUAAGUGAUGGUCCUGGUGUUUCUGGUGUUUCUGGUACUCCGAGUGCUCCGAGUGCUCCCCGCAGCUACGGCCACAAUAGCAAUGAGAGCAAUGUCCGCAACGCGUAUUCGAAUCGUCAAAUCAGUCGACCACCACAGCCACAGCAGCAUUAUGGUGGAUAUCUACCCGCUACUCUCUCCUCUACUCCUGCUCCUUAUAAUGCUGCAAAUGCAUAUGGCACAACACUAGACACUUCCCGCUUAGCAGAUGCGCAGCGUGUACAAGCUUUGCUCAGCUCGCUGAAUCCGUCGACGCUGAACAUGAACAUGAACGUGAAUCCGAGUGUGGGAGGAGCGGCAGUGGGCGCAGGAGCAGGAGCAGGAGCAGGAGCGAUGCAAAUGCCGACGCACGCACCCGCACCCGCGCACACUGCACACACUGCACCACCUAUGAUGCCUACGCCGCCAUUCAUGCAGCCCACGCAACCGCCAUACUAUGCGAGUCAAUCACCCCCACUCGGCAUGCAACCGCACCCCCAUCCACAUACACACGCACAUACACAUACACCUCACGCUCCCCAACCGCCACAACCACAACCACAGCAACAACAAAGCAGCCUCCCACCAAACAUAAUGAGUAUCUUGCAGGCAGCGAGCAGUAACGUGAGCGGUAGUGGUAGUGGAAGUGUGGGCGGGUAUGCGCCAGCCCCAGUAGGAGCAGGAGCAGGAGCAAUGCCAGGAAUGGGAAUAGGAAUGGGUGGGGGUGCUGGAGCGGGCUACCAGAGUGCACAGCCAAAUGCACCUCAGCAACCCAUGUACAACGGUUAUCAGACAAUGCAACCCGUUUCUUCCGUACCGGGUAUGUCGACAGCGGGAAGAGAUCCACGUAUACAGCAGCGGCAGCCAGUGCAACCAGUGCAACCGGUGCAGCAGCAAUCAAUACAUCAACAGCAACCAGUACAACCACAGCAAGCACCCUCAGAAGCACCACCUAACCCACAAUCAGUUCAAGCGUUGCUUUCGAUGCUGAAUAGCCAGAAAACAAUACCAAGUAAAAUGAAGUUCAUCAGCACAAUCUCUGUAGCCAUUCUCGCACUCACUUCAACUGUCCUCGCUUGGGAUAGAUCUCAACUUAAGUGCGGUCCAGAAGGUUUCCCUACCGAAUACACCCUCUUCAACAGCAACCAAAAGAACUUUACCCCAGAACAACAAGCCAUCGCUCAAAGACACUGGGAUGACGCAUACGGAUGUGAAGCAAAGAAUGCUGCAUUAGACGCAGCUGGUUUGUAA